This is a messenger RNA of Naegleria lovaniensis, 564 nucleotides long. RefSeq lists its product as uncharacterized. The record is from RefSeq and is a predicted model, not a curated record. The coding region runs from base 1 to 564 and encodes 187 amino acids. Lineage: Eukaryota; Heterolobosea; Eutetramitea; Acrasida; Naegleriidae. The transcript has a single exon.
AUGACAGCCAGAAAACAAAAGACACCCUCAUCUUCAUCUUCCGUAUCCACACCAUCCAAGAAAAACAAAGCCAAUCUCCAACAACAAAAUUUAGAAGAAUUGGAUCGUUUGAUGAGUCAACCCAUCAGCAAGCAACACAAACUCUCACAUAAAGCCGAACAAUUGGAACGUGAUUUAAGAAAUCCAAGUCGAAUCAUUUCCCGUAAUUCCAUGCAACACAUUAUUAAACGUCACAUGAAUGUCAUUCACGAUGCCAAUGCUCCCUCAGGUAAACUCAGAGUUACUGAGAAGGCAGUCCAGUACAUGAGAUGUGUACUCGUUUAUCGAUUGUUAAAUCACUUGUCCAUGACCAAAAGAAUUCGAGAUGCUGAUACUUGGAAAAAGUGUCAAGAAACUGCAGUCGUGUUCAGAGAAGGACUUGCCGGAUACAACUCGAGUCAUUUAAGUUCAGAGGAAAUAUUUCAACGUUUUGUUCAGAGUCGUAAAAGACUUGUUCCUAAUGAUCAACAACAAGAGAAGAAGGAGGAGAAAGACAACCACAACAAACGUAAGGCUAAAAAGUAA